AUGGCGCUGGGGCUGCAGCGCGCAAGGUCGAGCACCGAGCUACGCAAGGAGAAGUCCCGCGACGCGGCUCGCAGCCGGCGCAGUCAGGAGACUGAGGUGCUCUACCAGCUGGCGCACACGCUGCCCUUCGCGCGCGGGGUCAGCGCCCACCUGGAUAAGGCCUCCAUCAUGCGCCUCACCAUCAGCUACCUGCGUAUGCACCGCCUCUGCGCCGCAGGGGAGUGGAACCAAGUAGGAGCAAGGGGAGAAGCACUGGAUGCCUGCUACCUGCAGGCCCUGGAGGGCUUCGUGAUGGUGCUCACAGCCGAGGGAGACAUGGCUUACCUGUCGGAGAAUGUCAGCAAACACCUGGGCCUCAGUCAGCCCACGGUAUAUUCAAUAGUCUUCGCCGACACACAGUUCGAGUACACCAGUUCUCUCAUCUCCCUUUUCCAUUAUCCGACUUCUGCACACCGCCGGGUAGAAGAGACCGGAGUGGUGCUGUCCCUGGAGCAGACGGAGCAGCGACACUCCCGCAGACCUGCGCAGCGGUCCGCCGCCUCUCAGAAGGACACCCCCAGUCCUGGGGACAGCCUGGACAGCCCUGCUCCCCGGGUCCUGGCCUUCCUGCACCCCCCUGCCCUGAGCGAGGCUGCCCUGGCUGCUGACCCUCGCCGUUUCUGCAGCCCUGACCUCCGCCGCCUCCUGGCACCCAUCCUGGAUGGGGCUUCAGCGGCCGCCACCCCUAGUGCACCCCUGGCUGCACGGCGCCCCCAGAGUCCUCUUCCGGCUGAUCUCCCCAGUGAGUUACUUGUGGAUGUGGAGAAUUCACACAAACUCGUUGCCUCUGGGAAAGACCUCGAGGCAGUGGAGACAGAUCUAGAUAUAGCUCAGGACGUCGAUACUCUGGAUUUGGAGAUGCUGGCUCCGUACAUCUCCAUGGAUGAUGACUUCCAGCUCAACUCCAGCGAGCAGCUACCCAGGGCCCACCACAGACCUCCAGGGGCUGUCCCCCGGCCCCGCGCUCGGAGCUUCCACGGCCUGUCACCCCCAACCCCCGAGCCCUCUCUGCUGCCCCGCUGGGGGAGUGACCCCCGGCUGAGCUGCUCCAGCCCCUCCAGAGGGGACCCCUCAGCACCCUUCCCCAUGGCUGGGGCUCGGAAGAGGACCCUGGCCCAGAGCCCAGAGGACGAGGACGGAGGAGUGGAGCUACUGGGAGUGAGACCCCCCAAGUGUCUUCCCAGCUCAGAGCCCGAACACUUCCUGCUGCCUCCCCUCAGCCUGAGUUUCCUUCUGACGGAAGGACCAGCCCCAGGAAGCCAGCAGGAUCCCAGCACCCACCUCCUGGACCUAAGUGAGCCCCUGGGCCUGGGCCCCUCGCUGCUCUCUCUCUACUCGGAUGAGGACACCACCCAGCCCAAGAGCCACCUCCCGCCAGCAGCAGGCGUGGCCCGGGUCAACUGA
Orycteropus afer afer is the source of this 1443-nucleotide messenger RNA. RefSeq names its product hypoxia inducible factor 3 subunit alpha (gene HIF3A). The record is from RefSeq and is a predicted model, not a curated record. Lineage: Eukaryota; Metazoa; Chordata; Mammalia; Tubulidentata; Orycteropodidae. The coding region runs from base 1 to 1443 and encodes 480 amino acids. Gene Ontology annotation, molecular function: RNA polymerase II transcription regulatory region sequence-specific DNA binding; DNA-binding transcription factor activity, RNA polymerase II-specific; protein dimerization activity. The transcript is spliced from 11 exons. Gene Ontology annotation, biological process: regulation of transcription by RNA polymerase II; cellular response to hypoxia.